AUGGGCUAUAACGCUAACGCUUGUAGCCGGAGCAGGCGCACUGCGGAUGGUAGGAGGACAUUUGCGUCGUUCUUCCACAACUUCUACCUCGUAGCAAAGCAUUGGUUUAAACGGUCCUACAUGGCAAAAUGGACUGGAAAUGACUGCGAUAGCUGGACAAGCAGCGAAAGCGGAAGCACCCUCGAAGUAGGCGAAACAGAAAUUAGAGAAAAAGACUAUGGCCUACAACCAUAUCAGGCACCCUGGCCUACCAGACAUGAGCACGCUCGCUUCUGGAUUCGGGUUGCUCCCAGGCUCGUUGAGCAGCUUGUUACAUCCAGUCUGCUGGUAAAGCGCUACGGAGUCGCAGAAAAACAACUUUUGCCUGUUCACCUGGCCAACGCGGCUUUUAGAGACCUAGAGGCUCUUGUCGUGCAGCACAUAGGAGCUGUGGAAGAAAGAGAUACAAGGAGGAGGAGUAGACGACAAAGCAGCAAAAAGUCGCUGCAGGAAGACAAACAAACGCUGGAGCAGUGGCUGCAAGAACUCAGGGCUCCCCCAGCAGCUGGGGGAGCAAACGAUUCCCUGACUCCUCCGGAUAAGAGUCUGAAUGAAUCACUGGCAUUGAAAGAUAACCACAGAGGGUCAAAAAAUACGGGAGAGGAAGGAACGUUUGUCUUCGAACAGCAACGAAAAGGGACUCAGGAAAGCCUGUGGAGCGUGGACAGCGCAGCAGCAGCGGCAGCCGAGAGCGCUGCUGCUGCCACGCCUCAGGCCUUGGCCUUUAGGCACUUGGAGAGGGCAGCACAUCUUUCAAAACAGUUUGGCCAUGUCAAGCUGGAGGAUUUGCAGCAUCUGAAGAGAAUCACUAAGGCGCUCGAGUGGACUGUGGCUGAGGUAUUUGAAAAGAUGUCAGCAAUCCGCGCGGCGGCUGCUGAGGAAUCUAUAUGGCAAGAUAGCGCAGCUCCACCAGCAGAAACCCAAAAGCUUCUGCGUGACUUUGCGCUGCAUUUGAAUAAGCGAAAGCGGCAGAUGGCUCUACUGGAGCCCAUUAAACAGAAAAUCCUUCUGAAGCUGCUGGCUGUGAGGUUUCUCACUGACACUCCACAGCAAAGGGAGAAAAGGGAGAAGGAAAAAAGGAAACAGGUGGCGCAGCUUUUUGGAGAGGAAAGCAGCAUCCUCUUUUUUGCACCUCAAACGUAG
Messenger RNA from Eimeria acervulina, 1182 nucleotides. RefSeq lists its product as hypothetical. The record is from RefSeq and is a predicted model, not a curated record. The coding region runs from base 1 to 1182 and encodes 393 amino acids. The transcript is spliced from 2 exons. NCBI's taxonomy places the organism in Eukaryota, Apicomplexa, Conoidasida, Eucoccidiorida, Eimeriidae.